AACUGCUUGAGGAGGAGGGACGCCGGCCUGUUAAAUCAGUUACAAGAGCUAGAUAAGCAAAUAAGUGAUCUCCGCCUGGAUGUGGAGAAAACAACAGAGGAACACCUUGAGACAGACAGUCGUCCAAGUUCAGGGUUUUAUGAGCUGAGUGAUGGAGCUUCUGGAUCGCUCUCCAAUUCAUCUAACUCUGUCUUCAGUGAGUGUUUAUCCAGUUGCCAUUCUAGCACUUGCUUUUGCAGCCCUUUGGAGGCAACACUGAAUAUCUCAGAUGGACGCCCUAAAUCUGCAGAUCUCAUAGGCUGGAUGGACUAUAAUAAGGAAGGCCAGCAUGAGGACCAGCCCGCAGGCUCUGUCUGUCGCUCUUUGUCCACACCGCACUCAAAUUCCCUCGAUGUCGUUGCAGAUGUACACCCAAAGUACCAGUGUGAUCUGGUGUCUAAAAACGGGAGCGACGUCUACCGGUACCCCAGCCCACUCCACGCGGUAGCUGUGCAGAGUCCCAUGUUCCUUCUCCCCGUGACUGAAAACCCCCAGCGAGAAGAGGAGAGGCUUGGUUGCAAUAUUAACGACGUUUGCACCGGAUCUGAAAUGGACUCGGGGAAAUCCACCAGCGCCUUCCUCCCGCAGAGCUCCUGGCCAGCGCCGUGCCCCUCCACCAGCAAGAGGAUAGACAGUUACAUCUUAAGCUUGGUUCAGAGAAAGACUCACGCGGUAAGGACUAACAAACCGAGGACGAGUCUCAACGCCGAUCCCACCAAAGGGAUCUUGAGGCAUGGCAGCAUGUGUGUCAGGCAGCCUGCGGGGGUGGUGGCUCAUGGCAACAUCGUUAACUUGAAGAACUCCAAGCAAGCGUGCUUGCCUUCUGGUGGGAGCGCCGCUCUGGACCACGCAGCACCCUCCCCGUUAAAGCAGAGGCCGAGGGAGCCGGCUGGUGAGCAGCUGGAGAGCAGGAAGGCACCUUUGCCAGGGGUUUUCCCACCCGGUGCGACAAGCGAGCUUCAGAGCAAGCACCUGCCCCGGGGCGUCAAACCGGCACCCCUGGAGGUCAACCGCAACGCCGUGGCCACGGUGGGGGACGUCCCCAAGGAGAACGGCCAACUCUUUGCUGCGUCUCCCAAAGAGAGCCCGGGGAAGCCCGCGGUGCUGCAGCCAGAGACCAGGGUCAGCCAGCCUCCCAAAAAAAAGGCAGCUCGCUCCUCGUCACCCGCCGUCGAGGAGAGGCCCGCGCUGGAUUUCAAAAGCGAGGGCUCUUCCUCCCAGAGCCUGGACGAUGGGUUGCUGGUGAACGCCCAGUACAUACCGGCCCAGCAGCAAAGUGUGAAGCUUCACAAAGGCACCCGAAACGUCAAGAUUUUGAAAAGCUCUGCCCUGAAACACCGGCCCCACUUUGCCAACGGGCUGGAAAACGGUUCACAGACCUUGCGGGAGAAAGCCAAGCCAGCCGGCAAGAAGUGCCGCUUUCCUGAGGAGCUGGAUACAAAUAAGAAACUGAAAAAACCCUCCUCCCGGGGCAAGAGAGGCAGCGGCUCGCAGCCGGAGUCGUCUGCGGAGAUUUCCUACGAGGAUGCCCUGCGCAGGGCAGGGAGGAACCGGCGGGAGGGGGUGGGGGUCUACUCCCAAGUCCCCCUGCCCUAUGUCAGCCCCUACGCCUACGUGGCCAGCGACUCGGAGUACUCGGCGGAGUGCGAGUCCUUGUUCCACUCCACUGUGGUGGACACGAGUGAGGACGAGCAGAGCAACUACACCUUUGUCCAGACUCUCCCCAUCCAAACGGUCGCAGCGCCGGAGCUGCAUGAAAACGCGGCCAAGGCCUUUGUCAAAAUCAAAGCCUCCCAUAACCUCAAGAAGAAAAUCCUCCGCUUUCGGUCAGGCUCCCUGAAGCUCAUGACAACCGUCUAG
Messenger RNA from Merops nubicus (carmine bee-eater), 1899 nucleotides. RefSeq names its product dishevelled-binding antagonist of beta-catenin 1 (gene DACT1). The annotation marks the transcript as partial. Gene Ontology annotation, cellular component: cytoplasm. Gene Ontology annotation, biological process: negative regulation of JNK cascade; regulation of Wnt signaling pathway, planar cell polarity pathway; negative regulation of canonical Wnt signaling pathway. Lineage: Eukaryota; Metazoa; Chordata; Aves; Coraciiformes; Meropidae. The record is from RefSeq and is a predicted model, not a curated record. The transcript has 5 exons.